This is a messenger RNA of Megalops cyprinoides (Indo-Pacific tarpon), 1356 nucleotides long. RefSeq names its product lymphocyte expansion molecule-like. NCBI's taxonomy places the organism in Eukaryota, Metazoa, Chordata, Actinopteri, Elopiformes, Megalopidae. Bases 1 to 1356 code for a protein of 451 amino acids. The record is from RefSeq and is a predicted model, not a curated record. The transcript is spliced from 11 exons.
AUGACUGAAAAAAAAUUCAAAGGAGCCCCAUUUGGAACACAAUCAACAAGGUUUGAUGUGUCUGGUGUCUACCCUACCUUGAAAAAGAUAGGAACCUACACAGAGAUUCCAUACUGCAAGACAAGGACCAGUGAACUGGAGAGAAAUCUGGGACCAGGCAGGUACAAUGUGGACACCAGUGACUUCAGCACGAGAGUCUUACAGGAGCAGACAAAAGGACCAGGCUGGAAGAGGGCACAGGAGGUUGCAUGGCUGGCACAGCUGCCCCAUAUUCUGUAUAAAGAUACUUGGGAGCACAAGCGCUUCCUGAAAACCAAAGUCGGGCCUGGAAGCUACAAGAGCUAUGACUUCAUUGAGCUCCUGGAGAAGAAGCCACAAAGCGUGAGAGGGGUGUGCAACAGCAGAGAGGAGAGAUUCAAACACCUCUAUUCACAGGUUGUGAUGUACAAUCUGUGGCUCCAUUGGUAUGAUGUAAAAUUUAGCAUAGCUGCCGAUGCAUUUCAGGAGUGGACUCCAGGCCCUGGGAGUUAUGGGAAAGGGGGUGUUCCUUCAGCCCUGCUGGACGAAAAGAGGACACAGUCAACAGGAACUUGUCCCACAAUGGAUUUUACCCCAAGGGUAGAGCGAUUUCCAUGGACCAAAGUGAUAUUUCUCAGCAAAGGAACUCUGCAAAUGUGUGUGUGUGUAUAUAUGCAGGACUGUGGUUUAGGUCCGGGCACCUACAACCUGAAGAGCUCAACUGACCUACUCCUCAGUCGCUGUGUUAGUAAAAAGGGGCCCUACGAAAUGUUCACAGGCCGCCGUGACAAAUCCAUCUCCAGUGGACACUCUGUUGCACCGAAAAGACUGAGUUUGGACUCUUGGGAGAAGACCAAGCAUUUCAGUUCAUUUGUAGAGGACCUGGAGAGACCGGAGAAGAGGAAGCAGGGGCUCUUCAGCAAGAUGCAGCAGUAUCCUGUGUGUCCAACAGAAAGGAUCUAUCACAGUACCCUGGCCCAGUGCCCGCGUCCAGCGACCUCCCCUGGCCCUGGGUGGUACAAUGUUUCCUCCUUAUCUGGAGUGGUGAACCAGGACCCGCCACCCUUCCUCUCCUCUGAGCCUCGUUUCAGCGAGAGGACAGAGAAACUGAAGGACAGCAACCACAAUCAAUGCACGGUGGGUCCAGGAUCUUACAAUACUUCUGACAAAGCCCAGAGCACAACUUUGCACAGUUACCAUUCUGCUUUCAACUCCCGCACCCAGAGAUACCUACACAGCCUACAGAGAGACAAGUACAACCAGGAGAGGCUGCGACCAAGUAACAUUCCCGCAGACACAAAAUCUUACCUUGAGUCCCCAAAUACACCUAUCAACUGA